This is a messenger RNA of Solea senegalensis (Senegalese sole), 2361 nucleotides long. RefSeq names its product shootin 2 (gene shtn2). The transcript has 17 exons. The record is from RefSeq and is a predicted model, not a curated record. The coding region runs from base 93 to 1769 and encodes 558 amino acids. NCBI's taxonomy places the organism in Eukaryota, Metazoa, Chordata, Actinopteri, Pleuronectiformes, Soleidae.
UACUCAGGGAGAGAACAGGUUUCUGUCUAUGCUGCUUAAUUUUGGAGCUUAAAGUUCAUUUAUUAGGAAGAUAAUACCUUAAAGCAAGUGACAUGAUGUGGGUCCAAGGUGAAGCAGAAGAGUCUGAUGCAGAGAGUGAUUUAUCCUCCUCCUCCUCCGAAGGAGACUUUCAGUAUGAGCUCCUGGAAAAGCAGAGGGAUGAAGCCAAUCAAAGACUGUCUGAGAUGGAGGAAGUCUCCAAUCAGCUUUUGAAAGAGAUUAAUGUACUGGAGCUCCAGUUCCAGAUAGAGAGGUCAUGCAGGGAGAGCGCUGAGGCUCUGGCUGUUAAGGUAACCAAAGAGAACAAAGUCCUGAAGAGGCAGAGUCAGAUGCCAGUCAUCCCUGAAGACAUGCCCAUUGUGACCUUUGACCCAGGUCUUGACCCCACACUUAACGGUGAUGUGAUUGAUGUUGGUGAGGGCAGUAGUGGUGAAGAGACGUUGCUCCUGGAGACCCAAGCCAAGAUUGCAGAGCUGCAGGCAUCAGUGGAUGGUCUGUUGGCUGAGAAGAUGCAGUUGGAGGAAGAAAAAGAACAUCUGACCAAACAGCUGGAUCAGCUUAGGGAGCAACUCGUACUGGAGGUAGAAGAGAAAGAGGCCUUACUGCGGAAAAUGAACAAACAGAGCAAGACCAUGAAUAAAAUCAAACGAGUCUCUCAGCUUGUCACAGAAGAGUUUGCAGAAAUGUCUCAGAGACUGGAGUUGGAGGAAGGCCUCCGGCAGCAUGCUGAAGACUUUGCCCACCAGGUGAUGGAACAGCAGAUGGUGGAAAACACACCCAGUGUGAUGCAGAGUUCAGAGACCGGCCUGCAGCUGCAGCAGACGCUGCAGCAAAUCAGCGCAGUCCUGAGUGACAUACAACGCCACUACCAGGACCAGGUGAAACAGAGUCAGAGCUCAGUGGAAGACAGCAGUGUCCUUUCUGAGCUGCAGAGCCUGAAGGAGCAGGUGGAGAUGAGUGAGAAGGAGAGAAAGGCCUUGGAAACCCAGCUGUCCGAGGCUAACGGCACCGUCGCACAGCUGCAGGAGGAAGUUAAACAGUUACAGGAAACACAGAACAGGGAGCAGCCGCCUGAUGAAGAAGUGGAGAAAUCCCCCCCUCCACCUCCUCCACCUCCUCCACCACCUCCACUACCUCCACCAGCCCCCACUCCUGUCAUACAUCCACUUGAUUUCCUGAGGAGCAGGAGGAAAGAUGGAGCCAGUAAAAGUGUGUCAAACACACCUGCGUUGGAUCCAAGGGAAAAAGCGAUAGAUGAAAUGAUGGCGAGAAUAAAAAAAGGUAUAAUCCUGAGGCCCACCAAGAAAGUACAGGAGGAAGACGAAAGUUCAUGGACAGAUCAGAGGAGUGAAAACAGAAAAUCAGCCAUUCUGGAGUUAAAAGGAAUGCUGGGCAACAUUAAAAGUCAGCACCACCGCAGAACGUUGUCCAGGAGGGGGAUCGGCCGAAAUGUUGGGGAGACCGAGCUCCUACUUGUCCUGCAGAGGAGGAGGAGAGCAAUAGGGGAUAAUCAAGACACAUCGUCCACAAACCAAAAUGACGACCUCCAGCCAGGAGCAGUGUGCAUCCCAGCUGUAGGAGAUGCUCCCUGGGCAGACGAGAGCAGCGGCGCUCCUGUGCUCCGCAGACUGAAGCAGAACAGGGAGAAGAGAGACUCGCGCAUCAGAGCGUCGGCGCUGAUCAUUAACCAAGAUAACUGCGAGCAGUCAAAGGGCGACACACCGCUGUAAAGGCUGUUUAAUAUGAUGAUUCAGUGCAGAUGCAGGUUUUUUUUGUGGAAACAUAAUUUCAGCUUCUUAACAAAGGCCUCACCAAAUUAAAUCUAUGCCUGCUUCAGAUUAUAAUAUCUCAAAACUACUGCAAUAUAAUGUGGUUUCAUGUAUGAUUGAACACCUAUGAAAAUAAAAAAAAGUGACAGAAUAAUUACUUUUCAUUGUAAAAAAGCAAUUGAGUUACUUUGUCUGUCUUGUCCAUAUGUCUGUUGCUUUUUCUCACCAUUAGACUGCCUUUUCCAGCUGGAAACUGUGCACUCUUCUGCACCAAAGUCCAUAGAGAAAACCAGCGUUUUUAGCCUACAGAGAAACAGAAGUUGCGGGUCUACUGCUGCCUUGUUUGGUAAGUCUGUGUCUCUUUGGUAAAUUCAAAUGAAGGAUUUCAAGCACCAAAGUCACAAGAUAACAAAUAAGGUAUUUCUGAUUAAGGCAGCAGUGGAUCAAAAACUCCUGCAUGCUGUGAAACUUUAGUUCCCAGCCUGAAAAGGCUGUCUAAUGGUGGUAAAAAGCAAUGGACUCUAAUCAAUUAGACUUAAUUAGACUUAAUAAG